Tetranychus urticae (two-spotted spider mite) is the source of this 1195-nucleotide messenger RNA. RefSeq names its product methylglutaconyl-CoA hydratase, mitochondrial. Gene Ontology annotation, cellular component: mitochondrion. The record is from RefSeq and is a predicted model, not a curated record. Lineage: Eukaryota; Metazoa; Arthropoda; Arachnida; Trombidiformes; Tetranychidae. Gene Ontology annotation, biological process: fatty acid beta-oxidation. Gene Ontology annotation, molecular function: catalytic activity.
ACUCUUGCAAGUAUUUGACUAUCAUCUUUGUAGAUCAAGUGUUUUUAUCUCUAGAUAAUAGAUAAAUCUUGAUUCGAUGAAAAGUCCAAAGGUUGGCUGAUUAUCAUCAUCUGUAUUAUUCUGUGGUGAGGUAAAUCCAGAAUAUCCAAGUUGCCUAUUGUUUGUUAUACGAAACUAAAAUGAUUUUCAGGAUUUUUUCCCCAUUGUUUCAUCCAAUCAAACCUGUUUCGGUCCCGUUCCGUUCUCUUGCUGUUAAGCGAGAAGAUUUUUUUGAAAAAUCUGAUGAGAUAGUGAAAGUGCAAACCUCGCAAGACGUAACUGGACUGUUUGUCUUAUCAUUGAACCACGGGAAGAAACGUAAUGCAUUGAGUGAAGCUAUGAUUUCUCUCAUGGAGCAAAGCUUGUCAUCUUUGAAAAGUGAUCGAUCAGUCAGGUGUUUAAUCCUCAGAAGUCAGGUCGAUGGUGUUUUUUGUGCUGGAGCUGAUCUUAAAGAAAGAUUUGAAAUGGAUAACCAUGAUGUUGGGCCUUUCGUAGAAAGACUAAGAAAUCUUGCUAACAACCUGUCCGAAUUGCCGUUCCCAACCAUAGCCGCUAUUGACGGUGCAGCUUUUGGAGGUGGUUUAGAGUUUGCUUUGGCCUGUGACCUGAGAGUAGCAUCUUUGAGAGCUAAAUUAGGCCUUGUUGAAACUAAAUUAGGAAUUUUGCCCGGAGCUGGGGGAACGCAGCGAUUACCUAGAUUGAUUGGUUUAUCAAAAGCAAAAGAUUUGAUUUUCACUGGAAGAAAAGUUUCUGCAGAAGAAGCACAUUCGAUAGGAUUAGUCGACUAUUUGACAUCGGAUGAAGAUAAAGAAGAUAAAGAAGCCGCUUUCAAUCGAUCAGUUGGUUUGGCUAAGGAUAUUUGCAGUUCGGGUCCAUUAGGAGUCAGGUGGGCUAAAUUUGCGUUAACGAAAGGGAUCACAGUUGAUAUACAUUCUGGGAUGGCAUUUGAAAAAGCUGCAUAUGAUCAAAUUAUUUGGACCAAAGACCGAGUUGAAGGAAUGAAAUCUUUUCUGGAAAAAAGGAGUCCAAACUAUAAAGGCGAGUGAUUUUCAACAGGUGAUUUAAUACGAACACUACAAACCACUACAAAAAAUAUAAUUUGUUUGAAAUUGAAUUUAUCUUAUUUAUAAUAAAGAAACGUUAAGCAAAAACGUAA